AUGGAGCUCGUGGGGACGGCCCUAGAAAGCACCAAAACGCACGGGAGAAAGCCGAAGAGGGAGAGGGGAAGGGGGCGCGCUCACCACGGUGAAAAUUGGAGGCGGAUACGGCUCGGUUUGGCCGGACGGCGGACGGUGGAUCACGGCGGCGCUCCGGCGGGUUAUGCAACAGUUCACUGCGCUCUGCGCGAGAGUCGGAGCGGAAGAGAGAGCAAAAUAGGAGCGAGAAGGCGGCUCGGGCUCAAGCGCGGCCAAAAGGGCAAGGCGCGGGGGAGGGAGAAGGAUCGUGGGGAGCGGGGGCCUGCAGUUCUGAACCGAGAGAGAGGGAAGAGGGAGGAGGCGGUUGGAGGAGAAGGAGCUGACAGAUGGGCCCCAUCUGUCGGCGAGAGAGAGAGGGAGAGGGUGGGGGAGUUGGCCAGCUGGGCCUCGGCCCAGGAAGAGAAGAAGGGGGCGCAGCGAUGCGGGGCGGUCACGGCACUAACCUCUCACAGCUGCUCGUCGGUGAGCGCGUCCUCGAAGGCCUCCUCCUCUUCUUCCGCCGCCCUCGACGCCUCCCCGCCAGCGGCGGCGGCGGCGGCCGCCUCCUCGGGCGCCGCUGAAGACGAGGGGCGCGCCGCCUCCCUAGAUCAAGCGGCAGGCGGAGGAGGAGGCGAAGACGAGGACGAGGCACGAGCGGAGGCCGGAGCGGCUGGGGCAGGGGCGGCCGGGCGGUCGACGGCAGGGUGGAGGGUGCAGGGGAGGCGGGGGCGCAGGGCGCAGGGGGUGCGGCGGGGCUGCGAGCGGUGUGCCGACGGCGGGAGUGCGGCGGCGGCGGCGCUGCGUGCGGGUGGAGCUGCUCCGUGCGUCCGCUCGGGUGGAGCUGCUGCGUGCGUCCGCUCCUGUGGUUGGGACUCAACAGGGGAGAGCCAGGCGGCGGCCGGCUGGCGCUCUGGCCUCUGGCGCGGUGGCGCCAUGGCUGGGCGAGCCGAGCUCGCCGGCGUCGACUGA
Sorghum bicolor (sorghum) is the source of this 987-nucleotide messenger RNA. RefSeq names its product spidroin-1-like. The transcript has 3 exons. The coding region runs from base 1 to 987 and encodes 328 amino acids. The record is from RefSeq and is a predicted model, not a curated record. NCBI's taxonomy places the organism in Eukaryota, Viridiplantae, Streptophyta, Magnoliopsida, Poales, Poaceae.